Penicillium roqueforti is the source of this 2502-nucleotide messenger RNA. It is a transcript of the gene kat1, whose product is annotated as putative 3-ketoacyl-CoA ketothiolase (Kat1). Gene Ontology annotation, cellular component: peroxisome. The record is from RefSeq and is a predicted model, not a curated record. Lineage: Eukaryota; Fungi; Ascomycota; Eurotiomycetes; Eurotiales; Aspergillaceae. Gene Ontology annotation, molecular function: ATP binding; MAP kinase activity; acetyl-CoA C-acyltransferase activity. The transcript has 13 exons. Gene Ontology annotation, biological process: phenylacetate catabolic process; fatty acid beta-oxidation; protein phosphorylation. Bases 1 to 2502 code for a protein of 833 amino acids.
AUGGGCACCACCCUUCAAACUACCGAGAGAUACACAGACUUGAAAGCACGAGGUGUUGGUGCGUUUGGGGUAAUCUGCUCGGCGCAUGAUUCAAUGGCCAACCGAACGAUGGCCAUAAAAAAGAUAGGGAAACCCUUUGAAAGCUCUUCCCGGGUCAAACGCACAUAUCGCGAGGUUCAUUUGAUGAACAACCUAAAACAUGAUAAUUUGAUCAACAUGACGGACAUCUUCAUCUCGCCAGCGGAAGAUCUUUAUAUUGUGAUGGAUUGUUGCAUGACAGACCUUCAUCAUUUGAUCCAAUCAAGGUCAAAGCCAUUGGAGGACAGGUUCACCCAGUUCUUCACCUACCAACUGCUGCGAGGGUUAAAAUUCAUUCACUCUGCUGGUGUCAUCCACCGUGAUGUCAAACCUAGCAACAUUUUGAUCACAGAGAACUGCGACUUGAAGAUUUGUGACUUUGGUCUAGCUCGAGAACAAGAUCAUCAGAUGACUGGCUAUGUCUCCACACGAUACUACCGAGCUCCAGAGAUCAUGUUGACCUGGCAGAGAUACACCUACGCGGUGGAUAUUUGGAGCACUGGUUGCAUUCUGGCAGAGAUGCUCCUAGGAAAGGUCUUCUUACCGGCAAGGGACAAUGUGCAUCACUUCAAACUGAUCACUGAGAUCUUUGGGAAGCCGCCCAGAGAGAUUAUGGAGACAGUCUACAGCGACAUUACGAUGGAUUUUGUGAACUCUCUACCUGAAACAAAACCCCGGUCACUUGGAGCUACAUUGGGAGAUGUUGACCCUGAAGCCGUUCAUCUCUUGGAGAAAAUGCUGGAUAUAGAUCCACAAAAGAGAAUCACGGCGGAUGAUGCCCUAAGCGAUCCAUACGUUUCGAGCUAUUCGGACUCUAAUGACGAACCCGAGUGUGAGAAACAAAUUGACUUGUCUUUGUUGGAUUCAGAAAUGACUACAGAUGAAUGGAAGAGCAAAAUGUAUUUCGAGAUUUUGAACUAUCACACUGGUUCUUAUAACUGGGAAGACACUGACCCCAAAGCUCACGAGGGAAGAUUUGAGGAUUGGCUGCGCCAGGAGAUAAUGAAGGCCAAGCGAAAUGAACCUCGGCAGCCUCGGCCGGAACGUCGACCUUCUCUCCUCUUGAUACUUCUUUUAACUCUCUCCUCUUCCUCCCCUUUGCUUGAAUUAUUCCUCGUCUCUAUCCUAAUUCUGUACAGUCUUCCAAUCUCUAAACCUUCAUACAUAAUGGCUGCUGAUCGUUUAAGCUCACUCCUGAGCCACCUCAAGCCCGGCGCCGCCAACGGCCUCGCUGCUAUUACACAGAAGAACCCCGACGAUGUGGUCAUCACCCUCGCAAUCCGCACACCGCUGACCCGGGCGCGUAAGGGUGGAUUCAAGGACACAGAAUUGGACUAUCUCCUCUACGCCCUGUUGAAGGAGACUCUGGCCAAGUCACAGAUUGACCCUGCUCUGAUUGAGGAUGUCUGCCUCGGCAACGUCAACGAAGUCAAGGCCGCCUACAUGGUCCGCGCCGCAGCUCUUGCCGCCGGCAUCCCCCACACAGCCGGUGCCUCAACAGUGAACCGCUUCUGCUCGUCUGGACUGAAGGCGGUGCAGGAUAUUGCGAACCAGAUCUCGAUGGGCGCCAUCGACAUCGGUCUCGCUAUGGGUGCCGAGCUCAUGUCCGCUCCUGGCGAACGCCUGGAGAAGCCAUUCAACGAGGAGGUCCUGCGCAACCAGGAGGCUGCCGACUGCAUGCAGCCCAUGGGCCAGACAUCCGAGAACAUCGGCAAGGACUUCGAUGUCCCCCGCGAACAGCAGGACCGAUAUGCUGCCGAGUCUUUCCGUCGUGCUGAGGCUGCUCAGAACAACGGUUGGUUCGCUGACGAGAUUGUUCCUAUUCCUACCAAGGUUAAGGAUCCCAAGACUGGCGAGAUUACGGAGGUGAUUGUGUCCCGUGAUGAUGGUAUCCGUCCCGGUACGACCUUCGAGUCGCUUUCCAAGAUUCGCCCUGCGUUCCCGCAGUUCGGUGACAAGUCCACUGGUGGAAACUCCAGCCAGGUCACCGAUGGUGCCGCGUCUGUCCUUCUCAUGCGCCGCUCCAAGGCUAUCGAGCUGAACCAGCCUAUCCUGGCAAAGUUCUGCGGCGCUACCGUUGCCGGUGUGCCCCCUCGCGUUAUGGGUAUCGGCCCAACUGCCGCUAUCCCCAAGCUGUUGAGCAAGUUCCAGCUUGACAAGAAUGAUAUCGACAUCUACGAGAUCAACGAGGCUUUCGCCUCUAUGGCUGUCUACUGUGUCAAUACCCUUGGUCUUGACCACGCCAAGGUCAACCCUCGUGGCGGUGCUAUUGCCAUUGGUCACCCUCUCGGCGCAACAGGUGCACGCCAGAUCGCGACCAUUCUGAGCGAGGCUCGUCGCACAAAGAGCAAGAUUCUGGUCACUUCCAUGUGUAUUGGAACUGGUCAGGGUAUGGCUGGUCUCUUUGUUAACGAGCAGCUGUAA